CCUGCUUCUCCAGAGAGGCGAGGUAGCGGCGCUGCAGCGAGGCAGCCCACGGCGCGGGCUGCGCGCACAUGCCGGGCUUGGAGCACCGCAGCCGCGGGAUUGCUGCGGGUGCCCCAGCCCCGCUCCCGUCCCUGCCCCGGCGAGAGCGUCAGCCGCGCUCCGGCAGGGAGGAGGGCUCACCCACGGCUCCCCUCCCGGAGUGCUUUAGUCCCAGAGCGAGCAAACCUGGUAUCCACAUCAUGGGGGAUGUGAAACUGGUGACAUCUACUCGAGUCUCCAAAACCUCCCUGACACUCAGCCCCCCAGUCCCUGCUGAAGCACCAGCAUUUACUCUUCCUCCUCGCAAUAUCCGGGUGCAGCUGGGAGCCACUGCCAGGUUUGAGGGAAAGGUCAGAGGCUACCCUGAGCCACAGAUCACAUGGUACAGGAAUGGGCAUCCUGUCCCAGAGGGAGACCAUUAUGUCGUGGACCGCAGCAUCCGGGGCAUGUUCAGCUUGGUCAUCAAAGGUGUGCAGGAAGGUGAUGGUGGCAAAUACACCUGUGAGGCUGCCAAUGAUGGUGGGGUUCGUCAAGUGACCGUGGAACUGACAGUGGAAGGAAACUCCUUGAUGAAAUACAGCCUGCCAUCCAGUGCCAAAACCUCUGGGGCAAGACUUGCUGUUCCAUCUGUGGAGCAGAGGCCAAGCAUCUGGGGAGAAAGUCCACCCAAGUUUGCUACAAAACCCAACCGAGUUGUGGUGCGUGAAGGCCAAACAGGCAAAUUCUCAUGUAAAAUAACAGGACGACCUCAGCCUCAAGUAACUUGGUUUAAGGGUGAUAUUCAGUUACAGCCAAAUGAGCGCUUCAACAUGUAUGAGAGAACAGGCAUCCAGUUCUUGGAGGUCCAAAAUGCUCAGCUUGCUGAUUCAGGAAUUUACACGUGCACAGUGGUGAACAGCGCUGGGAAGGCGUCUGUGUCUGCAGAGCUCACCGUUCAAGGUCCAGAUAAGACCGACACAUACACUCAGCCACCUUGCAUGCCACCAAAACCAACGACACUUGCUGUUAAAGCUGUUGAAAAUUCAGAAUUCAAACAGGCAACCAGCAAUGGGAUUGCUAAAGAGCUGAAAUCCAGCAGCACAGAACUCAUGGUUGAAACCAAAGACAGGGUGUCAGCAAAGAAAGAGUCCUUUUACAUCACCAGAGAAGCCAAAGAAAGUAAACAAGGACAGCACCAAGAAAACAACACAGACCAUAAAGAAGGAAAAAAGGGACCUCAAGUCUUGCAGAAAACUUCAAGCACCAUCACACUACAAUCUGUCAAACUGCAACCAGAACCAAAGGCAGAAUCCCAGGCCCCUGCCAUCAGACAGGGUGAAAACAGAAAAAGGGGUGUGCAGCUCCUGAUGUCAGCUCAACAAACUCCACCUCCUACAGGGCACGUCAGUCCCAGGACUAGAGAGGCAGAAAACAGGUCUGGAGCUCAGGGGGCUGUAAUGGAGGAGAAGAGGGAGCCCCUGGGAAUUCCCCCUCAGUUUGAGAUCCAUCCACAGAGCCUGGAAGCAUCAGAAGGCCAGGAGAUAAAAUUCAAAAGCAAAGUUUCAGGGAAGCCAAAACCAGAUGUGGAGUGGUUCAAAGAAGGCCGACCUAUUAAAGCUGGAGAAGAUGUCCAAAUAUAUGAGGAAGAUGGAAUUCAUUGCCUGUGGAUAAAGAAAGCCUACUUGAGGGACAGUGGAUCUUACAGCUGUACAGCUGUCAACCCCAAAGGCCAGACUUCCACCAGCUGGUUGUUAACUGUCAGAAGGCCAAAAGUUGAAGAGGUUGCUCCGUGCUUUUCCAGUGUCUUGAAAGGAUGCACCGUGAGCGAAGGGCAGGACUUUGUGCUGCAGUGCUGUGUGGGAGGGGUCCCUGUGCCCCACAUCACAUGGCUUCUCAAUGACCAGCCAAUUCAAUAUGCCCAUUCCACUUUUGAAGAUGGAGUUGCAAAACUGACUGUCCAAGAUGCCCUACCAGAAGAUGAUGGCAUUUAUACCUGUCUGGCUGAAAACAACACAGGACAGGCAUCUUGCAGUGCUCAGGUCACAGUCAAAGAAAAGAAGAGCAGCAAGAAGGCAGAGAGUGCACAGGCUGCAAAGUCAAACAAGACUUUUGCACCCAUCUUCCUUCAGGGCCUGACUGACCUCAAAGUAAUGGAUGGAAGUCAAGUGAUAAUGACUGUGGAGGUAUCAGCUAACCCAUCUCCUGAAAUUAUCUGGCUGCAUAAUGGGAAAGAAAUCCAGGAGACAGAAGACUUCCACUUUGAGAAGAAAGGCAAUGAGUACAGUCUGUACAUCCAGGAGGUGUUUCCUGAAGACACAGGCAAAUACACCUGUGAAGCUUGGAAUGAAGUAGGAGAAAGUCAAACACAGGCUACAUUGACUGUUCAAGAGCCUCAGGAUGGUAUUCAGCCCUGGUUCAUUAGCAAACCAAGAUCAGUGACAGCAGCUCCUGGGCAAAAUGUCCUGAUAUCCUGUGCCAUUGCUGGAGAUCCUUUCCCCACUGUUCACUGGUUUAAAGAUGGAAAGGAAAUAAUGCCGGGAGCAGCGUGUGAAAUCCUGCAAAAUGAAGACAUCUUCACACUGGUCUUGAGGAAUGUGCAGUCUCGUCAUGCAGGGCAGUAUGAAAUUCAGCUCAGGAACCAAGUUGGAGAAUGCAGCUGCCAGGUGUCUCUGAUGCUGCGGGAGAGUUCAGCUUCCACAGCAGAAAUGCUCAGAGAUGGGAGGGAAUCAGCCAGCUCUGGAGAGCAAAGAGAUGGUGGAGAUCAUGGUAAACUAACAUUUGGUAGAACAAGUGGCUUCAAAAAGAACAGCAGUGUAACCAGAGUAGCUGAGGAAGAGCAGGAGGACGUCCGAGGCGUUCUGAAGAGGCGAGUGGAAACUCGGGAGCACACAGAGGAGAGCCUGAGGCAGCAGGAAGCUGAACAACUCGAUUUCCGUGAUAUUUUAGGCAAGAAAGUCAGCACCAAAAGUUUUUCUGAGGAGGAACUGAAAGAGAUCCCAGCCGAGCAAAUGGACUUCCGAGCAAACCUGCAGCGGCAGGUCAAACCCAAGACCUUGUCAGAGGAGGAGAGGAAAGUCCAUGCUCCCCAGCAGGUGGACUUCCGCUCUGUGCUGGCCAAGAAGGGCACCCCAAAAACCCCAUUGCCAGAGAAGGCACCACCUCCUAAACCUGCAGUUACAGAUUUCAGGUCUGUGCUGGGCUCCAAGAAAAAGCCACCUGCGGAGAAUGGCAGUGCUGGCACCCCUGCACCAAACGCUCGUGCCAACUCUGAAGCCCAGAACGCGACCCCCAAUUCUCAAGCCCCCGUUGCCAAACCAGCAGUGAAAAAAGAGGAGAAGAAUGACAGAAACUGUGAACGUGGGUGUGCAGUGGUGGAUGGCGGAAUAAUUGGGAAAAAAGCUGAAAACAAAGCACCAGCAAGCAAACCACCAGCAAGCAAAGGAACAGCACCCUCCUUUACAGAGAAGCUUCAGGAUGCUCAAGUAGCUGAUGGUGAAAAAUUGGUCUUACAAUGUCGGAUUUCCUCUGAUCCCCCUGCAGCUGUCACCUGGACUCUAGACAGCAAAGCCAUCAAAUCAUCGAAGUCCAUUGUCAUCUCCCAAGAAGGGACACUCUGCUCACUGACCAUUGAGAAGGCCAUGCCUGAAGAUGGGGGCGAGUACAAGUGCAUAGCUGAGAACCCAGCAGGGAAAGCUGAAUGUGCUUGCAAAGUGGUGGUAGAAGAUGCCUCAAAGACCUCAAAGCCUACUGAGAAGAAGACCAAGAAGCCUAAGACCACACUUCCCCCAGUGCUGCCAACAGAGAGUGAAGCAACAGUGAAGAAGAAACCAGCUCCAAAGACUCCUCCAAAAGCAGCUGCUCCUCCUCAGAUUACUCAGUUCCCAGAAGACAGAAAAGUCCGUGCAGGUGAAUCAGUGGAAUUGUUUGCCAAGGUGGUGGGAACAGCACCCAUAACUUGCACCUGGAUGAAAUUCCGUAAGCAGAUUCAAGAAAAUGAAUAUAUUAAAAUUGAGAAUGCUGAAAACAGCAGCAAGCUAACAAUAUCAUCAACAAAGCAGGAACACUGUGGAUGUUACACUCUAGUUGUAGAGAACAAACUUGGCAGCAGACAAGCACAAGUCAACCUUACAGUUGUUGAUAAACCAGACCCACCUGCCGGAACCCCUUGUGCGUCAGACAUCCGGAGCUCCUCCCUCACGCUCUCGUGGUACGGCUCCUCCUAUGACGGCGGCAGCGCCGUGCAGUCCUACACUGUGGAGAUCUGGAACUCAGUGGACAACAAGUGGACAGACCUCACCACCUGCCGCAGCACCUCCUUCAACGUGCAGGACCUGCAGGCUGACCGGGAGUACAAAUUCCGCGUGCGAGCUGCUAACGUCUACGGCAUCAGCGAGCCCAGCCAAGAGUCUGAGCUGGUAAAGGUUGGAGAGAAAGAAGAAGAACCCAAAGGGGAUGAAGUGGAGCUAUCUGACGAUGAGGAGAAAGAAACAGAGGUGGAAUAUCGGACGGUUACGAUCAACACUGAACAGAAGGUGUCAGAUGUCUACAACAUCGAAGAAAGACUGGGAUCGGGAAAAUUUGGACAAGUCUUCAGGCUUGUUGAAAAGAAGAAUGGAAAAGUUUGGGCAGGAAAAUUUUUCAAAGCAUAUUCUGCUAAGGAAAAAGAAAACAUAAGGGAAGAAAUCAGCAUCAUGAACUGCCUACAUCAUCCAAAACUUGUCCAAUGUGUAGAUGCCUUUGAAGAAAAAGCCAACAUGGUUAUGGUUUUGGAAAUGGUUUCUGGAGGAGAACUCUUUGAACGGAUCAUUGAUGAAGACUUUGAACUGACAGAGAGAGAAUGCAUUAAAUACAUGAAGCAGAUUUCAGAAGGAGUUCAAUACAUUCAUAAGCAGGGUAUUGUCCACUUGGAUUUGAAGCCAGAAAAUAUUAUGUGUGUCAACAAGACUGGUACCAGCAUCAAACUCAUUGACUUUGGUCUUGCAAGAAGAUUAGAAAAUGCAGGCUCUCUGAAAGUUCUCUUUGGGACACCUGAGUUUGUGGCUCCCGAAGUUAUAAACUAUGAACCUAUUGGAUAUGAAACAGAUAUGUGGAGUAUAGGAGUUAUCUGCUACAUUUUGGUCAGCGGACUUUCUCCUUUCAUGGGAGACAACGACAACGAAACCCUUGCCAAUGUCACCUCAGCGACGUGGGACUUCGAUGAUGAGGCUUUCGAUGAAAUCUCUGACGAUGCCAAGGACUUUAUCAGCAAUCUGCUGAAGAAAGACAUGAAGAGUCGCUUAAAUUGUACUCAAUGUCUUCAGCAUCCCUGGCUGCAAAAAGACACCAAAAACAUGGAAGCCAAAAAACUUUCCAAAGAUAGGAUGAAGAAAUAUAUGGCCAGAAGAAAAUGGCAGAAAACAGGCCAUGCUGUCCGAGCAAUAGGAAGACUGUCGUCCAUGGCAAUGAUUUCUGGUAUGAGUGGGAGGAAGGCCUCUGGGAGCUCACCUACAAGCCCUAUAAAUGCAGACAAAGCAGAGAAUGAAGAUGCUUUCCUUGAAGAAGUGGCUGAAGAAAGGCCCCACGUAAAGCCAUAUUUUACUAAAAAAAUCCUUGACAUGGAAGUUGUGGAAGGAAGUGCUGCUAGAUUUGACUGCAAAAUUGAAGGCUAUCCCGACCCUGAGGUGAUGUGGUUCAAGGAUGAUCAGCCUGUCAAGGAGUCCCGUCACUUCCAGAUCGAUUACGACGAGGAAGGGAACUGUUCUUUGACUAUUUCUGAAGUAUGUGGGGACGAUGAUGCCAAAUACACCUGCAAAGCUGUUAACAGCCUUGGGGAAGCCACGUGCACCGCAGAGCUCCUUGUGGAAACAAUGGCAAAAGAAGGAGAGGGAGAAGGAGAAGAAGAUGAAGAGGAGGAAGAAUGAAACAAGGCUAAAAAAUAAAUAUUUAAAGACUCUCCUUAUAAGGCUCAGAAAACAAAGUUAUCAAAAGCACCUUGUGUGAAACGUAGGUCUUUGGGGGGGUUGUUAUUUCAGCAUGAUCAGUUGAUACCUGUUAGCUUUAUGUAUGGGCAUUACUUCAAACCAGCAGGCUUUUUAAGUUGCUAGCAUGAUUGGAUUGACUUUAAGCAAGCCAUCAACUAAGUUGCCCAGACUACUUUUAAAAUCAAAUGUAUGGAAACUAAGUUAUAUUCUGAACAUCUUAAAGAAAAAUAGUUUAUUUACUGAGCUCAUUGCUCUUUGCCAUCACUUUUCUCAGCCAAAACCGCAGCUAAGUUGGCUCCCCGAGAUCUACUUUAAAGGAAUUGUUGGCCAGACAUGCAGUGAAUCUCUCCAGUCCUGAGGAAUAGGCUGAGCUGCAUCUUCUCUAAGGGAAGGUUUGACACAGCCAGCAUGGCAAUUUGUAUGUUGGCACGGUUGAUUUCUUGUUUCCUUUAAGCUGAGUCUCACAGACCAAACUUCAAACAUUUUCACUGCCUCUGACAGUGAGCUGUUAGUGCCCUUGUAUUUCUGGCAAGCAUUAAACAUCCAGGUGGCUUCCUGAGAUACUCCUGAUCCUGCUUUUAGCCAGCUGAUCCCACUUUGUCAUCUUUCCCUUAUGGAGCCUGUCACUUCAGUGCAGUUGCAGCUGCCUACUUAGAAACAGACUGAAAACACAAAGACUGAGAAUAUUUUCUGUGUUUCUGGUCAGUCUGAUAAAGACUUAGGAUUCAUAUAUAUGCUGCUGUGAAAAAACAGGUUAUUGCACAAUCAGUGAUUUCUCUGUGCAUGUCUGUGAAUGGAAUCCCAGGUUAGUUAAAGUUUUACUUGCAUUUAUUUGGCAAUUGCAAAACAGAUUUCAACUGAUGAUAAGCUGGAAACUCCCACAGAUUUUUCGAGUAGCCAAAAACAUAGUAGCCUGGAUUACAAACUCCUCUAUUCUUAGCAAUUUCCAAAGCAUCUUAACCUAUAUAGGACCUAUUUCUACCUUAUGAGCUUGACUGUCUUGUUUUUGUCUUGAACCUGCACAAGUAAGGCUGUUGCGUUUUUUAAAAACGCAGAAAAACAAAACAAACAAAAAAAAUCCAAACCCCAUUUUUUUUCUCAGAAAUGCUUAAUGCACUCAGACUUAGUAACUUUGCUUUCCUUUCACAGUAUUGGCACUUUUUAAUUUUUUUUGUUGUUGUUCAGAGGUAAUAUCAGAGGCUGCAAGGUGAUUAUGCAUAAUCCAAAACCAGUGUGUCUUAUAUCUAUGUAUCAUUCCAAAAGUGAUUCUUUUUCUUUUCCACUUUUUGUGUGUAAAGUGCAACCAUUUGCAUUUCAAAGGUUACCUCUUUAAAAAAAAAAAAGACAUUACCUUAAAUCCUCACCAUUAAGUAGUCAGUGUACUUUAAUACAGGUGUGUACAUUACCAACCUUAGGUUGUUUGAUAUUACCUAGUUGUGUAUGUGUUUCAUAUGAUUUGCUCUUCUACAUUCAAAGCUCAACUAAUGUGGGUGACACGAUGGUUUGUAACUGCUUUACUCUUUGUUGCUAAAUUCAGAUUGCCAGCAUGUCUUUUCUUUUCGAUUGAUAAAAACCUCUUGUUAUACUAAACACAGUAUUGCCACAACUCCUUAUACAGAAAGGUUUUGAAUCUGAUUUAGAGCAUACAGAGCUUUCCUCACUUGUUUUUUUUUUAAUGUUUUAGGCAACAACGGGGUGUAUUUUGUACCUUAAUAAAAAUAUGCUAAUGUUCUCCCUGUUUGUUAAACCAUCAGAAUUGCAAAGAUGAGACCGCUACGGCUGUAGUUACUCACGGUUCCUAAAUAAAUACUACCACAAAGCACA
This is a messenger RNA of Passer montanus (Eurasian tree sparrow), 7802 nucleotides long. RefSeq names its product myosin light chain kinase (gene MYLK). The coding region runs from base 69 to 5918 and encodes 1949 amino acids. The record is from RefSeq and is a predicted model, not a curated record. The transcript is spliced from 32 exons. Gene Ontology annotation, molecular function: protein binding; protein kinase activity; ATP binding. Gene Ontology annotation, biological process: protein phosphorylation. NCBI's taxonomy places the organism in Eukaryota, Metazoa, Chordata, Aves, Passeriformes, Passeridae.